UCCAUCAAUCCUCAUCGCCACCCAACCCGCCGAGUCCCCAAGCAAGUUGAGCAUCCAUCCAUCCAUGGCGGGAGGCAAGUCCACCGGCAAUGCCGCGCGCAGCAGGAAGCGCGUCGAGGCAACCGUCCUCAAGCGCUCCAGGGACGGGAGCGCCUUCACCAGAUGCGAGGCCUGCAACAAGGAUGUCCCCGUCGUCCUCAUCGACAUGCACAGCUGCAGCCUCGACGAGAAGAUCAGGAUGACGCUCGAGGCGCAGGUCGUCGAGAAGACCGUCGAGGUCGCCAGUGCGGACCGCAAGAAGUCCUCCGCCAAGGGAGGUGGUAACAAGGACGCCAAGCGCAAGCGCUCGCCCACCGCCUUCUUCCUCUUCAUGGACGACUUCAGGAAGGAGUUCAAGGCCACCCAUCCUGACAACAAGAGUGUCGCCACCGUUGCAAAGGAAGGAGGGGAGAGGUGGAAGUCCAUGACAGACGAGGAGAAGAAGCCUUACAUUGAAAAGGCCGCGGAGCUCAAGGCUGAGGCCGAGAAUGGCGAGGGCAGUGGUGAGAACAAUGUUGCCACUAAGAAAGCCAAGACAGAUGACCAGGAGGUGGAUCAGCCAGCAAAGAAGCUCAGAAAGUGCAAGGCUCUUCACGAGGACGAGGAUGACGAUGGUGACCAGGAAGACGAGGAUGAGAAGAACGAGUUGGAUGACGACAUGUAGAUGGCAGAGGCCACUCUCCCAUCUCUGUAAAUGGAUGGCAGAUGUGAGCGUCUAGUUAGAAAUGUCACUUGUUUCAAGCUAGAGGGAAGAGGAAGAUAGUCAGUAGUGAAUAUCCCCCGUUAUCGUUGCUACAUGAAUGAACUAUUCUAUGAUGCAGUUCUGUCUGCUUUCAUCU
This is a messenger RNA of Zea mays, 878 nucleotides long. RefSeq names its product nucleosome/chromatin assembly factor D. Gene Ontology annotation, molecular function: DNA binding. Gene Ontology annotation, biological process: polar nucleus fusion. Gene Ontology annotation, cellular component: nucleus. The transcript has 6 exons. The coding region runs from base 65 to 703 and encodes 212 amino acids. Lineage: Eukaryota; Viridiplantae; Streptophyta; Magnoliopsida; Poales; Poaceae. The record is from RefSeq and is marked validated.